GGUUACUCCACAGAUGUGCAGGAAAGGACAGCAAGGACACGGAGACCAGCUCAGCUCAGAUCAGAUCACUUGUCGGCUCGGCUCAAACCCUCCGCCCUACAGGAACCCUGGAGCGAAGAGAUAAGGAGAAGGGCGCUGUAAUUUUAUACAGGAAAAGCAGGAAACGUGACAGUUUCCCUGUAGGAUAAACAGAGUAAGGCAGUAAGGCUGGCCUUGGAGGGGAUCCUGUGGAAUACAGGGAGGAGGAGGAGCGGAUAAAAAAAAGAUAGAGAGAGAGAGAGUGAGAGAGAGAGAGAGAGAGAGAGAGAGAGAGAGAGAGAGAGAAAGCAGAGAUUGAAGAAGGAAUCAUCUGGAGGUUGGAUGCUGAAAGAUUGAGGGAGCUGGAGGUCCAGAGUGAAUGUGCAUCUCGGCUGUGUUCUCCUCGGUCAGUCCAAACGGAGCAAUGGCCGGUAACAGCACGCAUCCCAUCCUUGAAAUCCUUCAGUCCUUCAGCACGAGAGACGUGAUCCUUGCUUUCUGUCUGUCCAUGGUGGUAGGACUCCUGCUGGGAGCUUUGGUGUACGUGGUCCUCACCUGGAUGGCGCGUCGUCGAGCGUCUGCCACCAUCACCCGCAUGCCAUCACCGCGCUCGUCGGGCCGCCCGUCGUCCCCACGUACUCGCCCGCUCGCCUUCAGCCGUCAAAGCAGUGCCUAUGACCGGCGUAGCAACAACAGCCUGGCCAGCGCCGCAUACACCUUCCAUCGGCAAACCUCGUCUUCACCCAUCGAUCACAGCGACCUGCUGGGUCGCAAGGACAGCUUCAGGGCCUCUACUUUCCACCCGCUGAUCCAGUGCAGCCAGAUCGCCCGCGAGGCCGAGGAAGGAAACCAUGGCACCCUGUCCAGCAGCCCCGGAGGCACCAUUACUAACAGCACUGCCAGCUCCAUGGUCACUCCACCAAGGCACAGACCUAGACCGAAUUCCUUCUGGGGCAACAGCAGUCUGGGAGGCAUCAGUGUCACACAGACCCCACCACCGGCAUAUAACAGCAUCAUUCGGGCCUAUCAGGAGACCUGCACAUGAAGGAUGAGUAUAGAACUCCCCCUGGUGGAGAAGGAAGUACAUAGACCCGGGGAUGAUCAGAGACUUGGCGAUCUCUUGUUGAAUUACAAUGCACAGUGAAAACAAAACUGUCAUUUUGAUUACUGUCAUUGAAAUAAACAGAGAGGGAGAAGAGAGAGAGAGAGCGAGAGAGAGAGAGAGAGAGAGAGAGAAUAAUUUCUGACACUUAAACUGGACAAGCCACUUUUACACAGCAUCAGUCACGCUCACUACCUGACUGUGUCAUGAGUGUCACAACUGAACGCUUCUGAAAAAUAUGUCUAUUCUCAGUAUGUUUUACUGACAUCAUUAGUAAAUAAAAUGAUUUAGACAUGA
Messenger RNA from Tachysurus vachellii, 1417 nucleotides. RefSeq names its product myc target 1a (gene myct1a). The record is from RefSeq and is a predicted model, not a curated record. The transcript has 2 exons. Bases 398 to 1063 code for a protein of 221 amino acids. Gene Ontology annotation, cellular component: nucleoplasm. NCBI's taxonomy places the organism in Eukaryota, Metazoa, Chordata, Actinopteri, Siluriformes, Bagridae.